GCCGCCGAGAGCCGAGUGGAACCAGGGGAACCCGAGUGCGACCCGAGCCGCGCAGGCUGGCCGGAAGCGGAGCCGAGCGCGGCCGGAAGGAGCCGAGCGCGCCCGAAGGGCCUGAUCGGCGACGGGGCGUUGGUCCGGCCGUGCCGGAGCCAUGGCGGCCGAGGGGACCGAUGUGGUCGGAGGCGGGCCUCUCGGAGGCUGCCUGACCAAGGACAGCUUGCUGCAGGCUAAGUGCCCCGACGCGGCCCCAAGCCGGCGGCGCAGCUCGGCGCGCUCACGAGACGCCGAGCGCCGCGCCUACCAGUGGUGCCGAGAGUACUUGGGCGGGGCCUGGCGCCAGGCGCGGCCGGAGGAGCUGAGGGUUGACCCCGUGAGCGGAGGCCUCAGCAACCUGCUGUUCCGCUGUUCGCUGCCGGACCACCUGCCCAGCGUUGGCGAGGAGCCCCGGGAGGUGCUACUGCGGCUAUAUGGGGCCAUCCUGCAGGGCGUGGACUCCUUGGUCCUUGAGAGUGUGAUGUUCGCCAUACUUGCAGAGCGGUCGCUGGGGCCCCAGCUCUAUGGAGUCUUUCCAGAGGGCCGGCUGGAACAGUACAUCCCAAGCAGGCCACUGAAGACACAUGAGCUUCGAGAUCCAGUGUUGUCUGCAGCCAUUGCCACGAAGAUGGCCAAGUUCCACGGCAUGGAGAUGCCUUUCACUAAGGAGCCCCACUGGCUAUUUGGGACCAUGGAUCGGUACUUAAAGCAGAUCCAGGACCUGCCCCCCACCGGCCUUCCCCAAAUGAACCUGCUGGAGAUGUACAGCUUGAAGGAUGAGAUGGGCAACCUCAGGAAGCUGCUAGACACUACCCCAUCACCAGUGGUCUUUUGCCACAAUGAUAUCCAAGAAGGGAACAUCUUACUGCUCUCAGAGCCUAAAAGCACUGACAGCCUCAUGCUGGUGGACUUCGAGUACAGCAGUUACAACUACAGGGGCUUUGACAUUGGGAACCAUUUUUGUGAGUGGGUUUACGAUUAUACUCACGAGGAGUGGCCUUUCUACAAAGCACAGCCUGCAAACUACCCCACUCAGGGACAGCAGCUCCAUUUUAUUCGCCACUACCUGGCAGAGGUAAAGAAAGAUGAGACCGUCUCCCAAGAGGAGCAGAGGAAACUGGAAGCAGAUUUGCUGGUGGAAGCUAAUCGGUAUGCCCUGGCAUCUCAUUUCUUUUGGGGUCUCUGGUCCAUUCUUCAGGCAUCCAUGUCCACUAUAGAAUUUGGUUACUUGGUAAGUAACCCAGGAGUAUGCGCAGUCUCGGUUCCAGUUCUACUUCCAGCAGAAGGGCCAGCUGACCAGCUUCCACCCCUCGUCCUGACUCCACUUCCGACUCCUUGCAUUUCUCCUGGAACCUCCAGGGCAGGUCCUUGGAGGGAGGGGCACAGGGGAGGCCCUGGGGACUGGGCUGAGCCCCACUGAGACUGGGGUUAAGGAGGCUCACCUCCCCCAGACCCCAGGUUCGAGCAGGUUCCCACCGCAGGCAAGUGGGCAGAAGCCCUGGCAUAUGUACCAUAAGACAAUAAACUAGCUGCAUCCCUCA
Molecule: messenger RNA, 1574 nt
Organism: Dama dama (fallow deer)
Lineage: Eukaryota; Metazoa; Chordata; Mammalia; Artiodactyla; Cervidae
Gene: CHKB
Product: choline kinase beta
Exons: 11
Coding region: 152-1453 (433 amino acids)
Biological process (GO): phosphatidylethanolamine biosynthetic process; CDP-choline pathway
Cellular component (GO): cytoplasm
Molecular function (GO): choline kinase activity; ethanolamine kinase activity
Source: RefSeq, a predicted model, not a curated record